CGGACGCGAGCCACUGUUGACAGCCCGCUGUAGGAGGAGCAUGCCCCGGUGCUGCACAUUGUCACGGCUGUGCUGCUUUACGACGGCCGCAGCGAUGAAGCCGUCUUUGAGAUGAUGCAGACCGAGGGCGCCUUUGCCCGCCUGCUCGACCUGGUCCAGGGCAACAAGGACGACAGCACGGGGCUGCAUCGUCUCCUGCUCGAGCUGCUCUGCGACAUGUCGAGAAUACAGCGUCUGUCCCUUGACGACCUCGCCACCGUCGACGACGCCUUUGUCAUCUACCUGUUCGAGCUUAUCGAAGAGCUGUCUAACGACGCCAACGACCCAUACCACUAUCCAACUAUCCGUGUCUUACUCAUUCUCAACGAGCAAUACAUGUGCUACGCCGUCUCUCCCGAAUCACACCCAACCCUGACCAACCGCAUCAUCAAGGUCCUUUCCAACCACGGCCCAGCUUAUCGUACAUUUGGCGAAAACCUCAUAUUGCUGUUGAAUCGUGAAUCCGCAUUGGGUCCUCAGCUGCUGAUUCUCAAGCUGCUAUACCUCCUCUUCACCACACCUCCUACCUUUGAAUAUUUCUACACAAACGACCUGCACGUCCUCGUUGACGUCAUCAUCCGCAAUCUUCUAGACCUUGACCCUGGUUCCGACGACGAGGAUCACUCCGAUGUGCCGAAAGAUGGCGGUGGCCAGCGCGCCCUUCGCCAUACAUACCUGCGUGUCUUGUGUCCACUGCUCAAAAAUACCCAAUUGGCCCAUGAAAACGCUCACUACAAGCGCGAAGAGCUGCGUAAACUCUUUUGCUUGCUCGUGAACAGAUCCUCGUUUCAUUUCUCCCCGGUUGACGAGACCGUUGUGCGCUUGGUAUCACGCUGUAGACAAGUUGCGUGGAUCAGAGACGAGUCGGACCAUGAGGAUCCAGUCAGCCCUCCAACAGAUGCUCAUGUGGCCAAGCGCUUGCUGGGUAUGAAUCUCGCCGAGGCGGGCGAGAGCAGUCUUAGUGUUUUGGACGUCAGCGCAAAAGUUGAGAAGGAAAAGCCUAUGGUGCCGGCCCCACGAAGGCGGAAGAGGCUGCAACAGCAACAAUCAAAGGAGACUGUCUUGUUGCGAGUCUCACCCAACAAUGCUCAGAAUGGCGAACGAAGCCCCUUUGAUGAUGAUAAUAAUGAAGAGUGAAGCCUGUCCAUACCUACAUACCUAAUUGUUCAUGCAGCCACUCUGAUAUUGCACUACCCCUUUGCAGUCCAAGCCGUUUUGUUGAAUAAAGGAGUGCUGAACUCUACGUCUUGUAGACCACAAGCGAUUAUCAUCUGUAGAAAAGUCAGGAUCAACGUGCCGUGUAACCCUGUAA
This is a messenger RNA of Aureobasidium pullulans EXF-150, 1351 nucleotides long. RefSeq lists its product as uncharacterized. Gene Ontology annotation, biological process: endocytosis; actin cortical patch localization; actin cortical patch assembly. The transcript is spliced from 2 exons. Gene Ontology annotation, cellular component: actin cortical patch. The record is from RefSeq and is a predicted model, not a curated record. Gene Ontology annotation, molecular function: Arp2/3 complex binding. Lineage: Eukaryota; Fungi; Ascomycota; Dothideomycetes; Dothideales; Saccotheciaceae. The coding region runs from base 112 to 1176 and encodes 354 amino acids.